AUGCCUUCUCACUUCGGGGUACACACGACCAUUCUUGCCGGGCUCAUGCUGUUGGGCAACAGUGGAGCCCUAGCCGACGUCACGUAUUGCACCAGCAACAGUGCCAUACAGUACUCGAGCUGUUACAACCUUGUCGACGCCGUCAGACGGGAGGUGGAUUCAGGCAACAACUUCCAGCAGUACGCCGGCUCCGCGAGCGCCUACUCCUACCAAGGCUGCUACGCCACCUGGUGUAACAUGAACACCGGAUGGGGCAGAAGCAUGGAUGCCGACACUUUCGGAGACGCCAUUUAUGACAUCCUUGAUACCUGCUGGAACAACCAGCAGCAGGAUUCCAAUGCAAAGGAGGCCGGAUACCGCAUGCUUGACGGGUUCGACACGAAGCCUUCCGCGGUCGUUUGCCUCAGCAAAUCGCGUAGACCAUCAUCGUGCCCUUGCUAG
Colletotrichum truncatum is the source of this 441-nucleotide messenger RNA. RefSeq lists its product as uncharacterized. NCBI's taxonomy places the organism in Eukaryota, Fungi, Ascomycota, Sordariomycetes, Glomerellales, Glomerellaceae. The record is from RefSeq and is a predicted model, not a curated record.